This is a messenger RNA of Prorocentrum cordatum, 2604 nucleotides long. The record is from the annotation of a GenBank genome assembly. NCBI's taxonomy places the organism in Eukaryota, Dinophyceae, Prorocentrales, Prorocentraceae.
AUGAUCACUUUGGCGGACUUCUCGGCACAUUGCCGCGUGCCUUAUCCCGAUCUCCGACUGAAGGCUGUUAGCGGGCGCGUCCUCAGGGCCAUGGGUGCUCAGGCAGUGCGCAAGGAAAACGGUUUUCACAUCGGAGAGCCUGGGUGGGUAAAUUUCACGAGCGGUGGUUUCCACCUCUCCUAUUUCAUGAGGCCAGACGAAAUUGUGGAGAAGGUUCGGAGCUUUGCGCACACGGAGUUCAACCGCUUCCCCUUCACGACGAUGGCGUGGCACCUCGAGAACGCGCGGUCUUGCACCUUCAGCGUCGCCUGGGUGCACGUGCAGGCCGAGUAUGUCCCUCGCGAGCAGAUUCGUUACCCACGCGUGCCGUGGUUCGCCGUGGAGCACCCCGACAGGGCGCCCAGGUUCUAUGCCUACGGGCGCCAGGAGCCCAGGGCCCCGGGGGGCGAGAGCGCCGUGGCGGGCGCCGAGCGGCUCGCGGUGUGCAUCUGUGGGCAGAUCCGCGGCCAGAGCCACUGGGCCGCCCUGGGCCCGGCGGAGCGGUGGGCCUCGGGCGCCGGCAUGGAGGCAGACGUCUUCGUGGUCGUGCCCGCGGAGGACUGUCGCCUGGCAGAGAGGGAUUCGGCGAUGCGGCAGGGGCGCUGGCGCGUCCGCUGCGUGCCCGACGCACCUCUGUCCCCCCACGAGCAGCGCUUUGUGGAGGAGGGUCCCGAGGUCGAUUUCAUCGGCUUGGACCACCGCCGGGCUCAUGUGUUGCAGUACCGCCUGGUCCACGAGUGCAUGCAUCUCAUCAGAGAGCGCGUCGAGGCCGGGGCGGAGUACGGCUGGAUUCUGCGCAAACGUUCUGAUGUAUUCUUGCGGUCGAUGCCACCGCUGGGGUCGCUUAGGGAGCACGCGGUUUACACUGCAUAUAGGGACAAGGAUCUCCAUCUCAGCGGCCUCAACGACAAGUUGUUGCUGGCGCGUCCUGGGCAGAUGUCGCACGUGUUUGCUUUCUAUGACGUCAUGAUCGACCCUUCCGCGUGGCCAGCUUUGCGCAUGAUAUGUUCCACUGCGACUUUUAGCCGGACGUUGUCGAGGUACCAUGUCAGCAAACUCGCGAAUAUAACGGGUCCCGCCGAGUCCAUUUUACAGAGUUUCUUGAUGGUGCGCGGGGUGCCCGUUCGGGCGCACAAGGAGUUGCGCUACGACAGGCCGUCGGGGGAUAAGCUGCCCGAGGUAAACUCUAGACAUGAGCUGGUGGGGCCGACUGGCAUUUUUGGCGCCGUGCCGAACCCAGAUGCGCAGAGCAACGUGUAUCCGCGCGAUAUCUAUUUUCUUGCGCCAUUGUUGAGUCUGCUAAUGCACGACCAGAACCUGAACAUGAACGGCGAGCCGAUCGUUGUGAUGGAUUGCGGCUGCGGCACUGGCUUCUUGGUGAAGGAGUUGAACGCUUGGCACGUCAGCGCCUUCGGCAUCGAAGGCAACGCAGCGGCCUUCUGGGCGACCAUCGGCCCCAUGGCGCUCGUUGCCGACCUGACUCAGAGCCUCGAUGCCGUCCCGGUCAUAGCUACCACCGUUGGGGCGCUACGGACGCGCAGCAGAGACCAACCGCUUGUGAACGAGGCCAGUGCGAGCCUGACUGUGACGCUGAACCUCGCAGAGGACGACUCCGAGUUCGAGCCGAGCCGCGCAGACUGGGUGCUGUGCAUCGACGUCGGCUCGUACGUGCCAGUGGAGCUGCUCCAGCCGUUCCUGGCGAACGUGGUGGGGUAUGCCGACCGGGGCGUCGUGCUCCGAUGGGGUGCCGGCCCGAAUUGGAUACCCGUGGAGAGCCUCGAGCGGCCGCUCGGCCGGUUGGGGCUGCGCCGCGACAGGGCCAUGGAGCGGCACUUCUCGCUCUUCUCGGGGCUGCUGGGGCCCAGCAGGGGCCCCGUCUUCGUCUACACCCGCGAAGGCGUGCUGCCCAGCGGGGUGGUCCCGUGGCUCUCGGAGGGCGGCCCGCAGCCUCGCACCGUGGAGCACACGUGGGCCAAGACGCUGACCUCCGCCGACACGUUCGAGCCAAACCGCGACGCCCCGCACUUCACGCCGGGCGAGGAGGUGUGGAUCGACGGCGAGGUGGAGAUGGCGGUCAGCUACCUGCGCUUCUGGCGGGCGCUGCUGCGGCCCUGGGAGGCGGCCGAGGUGCUGGCCCCGCUGCGCCUGCCCGCGGGCGCGGCGGUCGGCGGCGGCUGGCCCGGGGGCCGGCGCGCCUGGGGCAGCCUGACGUGGGAGGCCCUGGCGGCUGCGAGCUGGGACCUUGCCGAGCCGCUGCAGCUGCUGCUGUCCAGGCAGCCCGGCCUGCUGGACGGGCUGGCCUCCGCCGAGGACGUGGCCUGGCUGGCGGAGCGGCGCGGCGUGGCUGCCAGGGCCAGCGGGGCAGCGCCUGCGCCGGUCGGCGCCGCCAGCGAGCGGCGUUCGCUGCUGGCCCUGGACGUGGCCAACGGCUUGUCCGCGGGCCGCAGCAUGGGCAUGGCGCUGGGCGCCGGCACAGGCGCUACUACGGCAGCAGCCCGUCGGCCAUUGGGCCUGCACAGGCAGACGUGGCUCCACCGGCUGGCCUCGCGCUUCGACUCUGGCUGA